UGACAUUCUGAAGUCUGUUAUGUAAUUAAUGGGAUGGGAAUCUAGGUUUUAGAGUCGAUUUUAAUUACUAGAUGAAUGCCAGGUAAAAUUAUAUCCCCAAGUAGCUAUAGCAAGGUUUUGUUUUAACUUAAAAAAAGGCCAGGGGCAAGAGAGCUCGUGCUGAGUCUCGAGAUGUGUAAGAUCCCAAGGAUGGGGCGGAGUGGAGGCAAGUUAUUUUUUUUUAAUGAAGUCUUUUCCUCUAAGAACUGGAUAAAUCUAAUUUAUAACUUACAUAUUGUAUAACACAGCACAACCCAGAAUUGGAGUUCGAAGGAAAUAACUGGAGCUACUUUAAAAAAUGUGGGCUGAGGUACUGUUGCAGAAACCAAAUCCAAAUGAAACAAAUUUCUACAAACAAAAAUAUAAGAUGAGAAAAUGAAAAAGGUAGCUCGUCUUUAGCCGGCCCUUCAGCUCUCUUCCGUAUACAAGUCUGUACUUCAGAGGGAAACUCAAAUAAAAAAGACUUCAAACAGUUGAAACUGUCACUUCACAUAAUUUUCUGGUUAAUAUAAAAUGGGACACUGAUUGGCUAACAAGACAUUCUGAUCACCACUAAAAGAAGGGAGAGCAGAAGUCAUUUGCACAGACUCCACCCCUAUAUGGCGAGAUGUUGGAAAUUAACCAAUAAACUCUCAGUCCCUUGCAAGUCUUCAUUUCCAUACCGGUUCUAUAAGUAGCGCAUAACCAACCAGUUUUGAUGUAGUUGAAAUCACUUACUUUGUCUUGUGGUGUGUGUUUCUGCAAAAAUGCCCGAUCCAGCAAAAUCUGCUCCGGCUCCCAAGAAGGGCACUAAAAAAGCUGUUACAAAAGUGCAGAAGAAGGACGGCAAGAAGCGUAAGCGCAGCCGCAAGGAGAGCUACUCUGUCUACGUGUACAAGGUGCUGAAGCAGGUGCACCCCGACACCGGCAUCUCGUCUAAAGCCAUGGGCAUUAUGAACUCGUUCGUCAACGACAUCUUCGAGCGCAUCGCGGGCGAGGCGUCCCGCCUGGCGCAUUACAACAAGCGCUCCACCAUCACGUCCCGGGAGAUCCAGACGGCCGUGCGCCUGCUGCUGCCUGGCGAGCUGGCCAAGCAUGCUGUGUCCGAGGGCACCAAGGCGGUCACCAAGUACACCAGUUCAAAUUCCAUACAGAACACAGUGUCUACCAAAAAUGUUGUUCCCACUGCCAGAUAAAAAAGGAUAUGAAAUCAGACAAGAGUUAGUGACUGGAACCCUGAAGAAGAAAAUUACAAAAAGAAGAAAUGCUAUUUAUAGACCAGAGCAAUCUGGCUGAUUUAUGUUUGGGAGACAAGGUUGGCUGAGACCUGAUAUGCCUGUCCCCAGAGGAGACACUGGUAGUUUCACGGGUAGGAAGGAGCUGGAGGUAGCUUCCUCUGGGCUCUAUGGUACACUGACAGGGGCAGGCUCUUCGUAAGAGCCUAACUGCCAGGGCCCUGUCAGUAGACUUACUCCCUAGUUUCAGAGAUAAAUGCUAUUUCUAUCACAUUUAAUGCUUGAAAUGAAUCUGGGUUGAAGACAAACUUUUUUUCCCAAAGAGUCUUUUUUUGGAGCUCAUAGUCCCUCUACCUCAGCCAGAUAUAGAUACUUGGGCAUGUAUUAUGUGCAAUCCACAAAACCCCUAUCUCACCAACCCACCAUGUGAGAUCUUCAAAGAACUGCCCCCUAAUGCCCUUACAUCCACCCCCAUACCUGUGACAGUAGAUAGGAGGAACUCAAUAUGUUGUUGAGUAGAUUAUUGCAAGAGGGUGGGGAGGGAGGAGAGAGGAGAGAAGGGAAAGAUGGGAAAGAAAAUAGAAAAGAAAGAAGGGUAAAAGGAAGGAAAUAAAUGGAAGAAGAAAAGGAAAAGAGAAGAAAGGAAAUUAUGAAGUUUAUGAGAACAGUGAAGUUAUAAAUCAAGAGUGAAAAGGCCUGCUCAUGGUUCUUUUCUGGCUUGGCCAUGAAAUCCCCUUGAAUAGAUCUCAGUCUCAUAGGGGAAAAGGAAGCAUCUUCUCUUGUGCCAAUCAACUCCCAUUAUUCUCACUCACCACACACUUGAAGCUCCAACUCAGGGCUGUGCUUGAUGACAUUUCCAUCUUCUGUGGCAGCCUCACACCAGUAUGACCCAGAAUCUUCUCUUUUAGCAGUGAGUAUCUGGUAUUCAGAGGAUGUGUUCCUGCUUAUGAGGGUCUUGCUGCCCACAAAGAAGAAGUAAAGCUGCAAGCCAGACCUCUGUGGGAGCAACUUUGUUUCACAGCUCAGAUUGACCAGAUUCCCCUCUAGAAGGGAUAAUGACAAGGAUGCUCUCAGCACUGGAGCUGGAAAUAGUUCUAAAGGAAAAGUUGAUGGGGAGAGGGUUGCCUGCUGCAGUUCCAAGAUUCUUUUUAUAGAAGAUAUCCCUCCUCUUUGGGAAACCUGCCCCUAGAGAGUGCAUCCAUAAGACAUAAUUUUUCCCACUUCCAGCGGAGAAGCAUUCCUGGGAUUUUCUCAUAGAUAUGCUUAGUUGCCAGCUUGCUCACAUCCCACUGCAGAGGAUACCUCUAUACAGUCCAUGCUCUAUAGCUCCGUUAGUCAUGAAUAGCCAUGUUAGUUAUGAUAUGACCAUGUCCUUCUGGUAAUGGUCACCUAGGAGUGGGCACUGACUCACACACUAGCCAGUUCAGUGAUUCAUUACUUGUGUUCUUGCCUCAAAAGAUAGUCUGGGACAAUAACCUUUUCCCCAUAGGAAUGAACUCUUUUCAGACAGAAAAAAGCUGCUAAUAGUUAUGAGUACUAAGAUGAAAGGCCAUGAAAGAGUUAUACCAAGGACCACAUGCAAACUGGAACAGAGGAGGCUGCUUAAUUAGCAGAUAUUCAGAGAGAAAUGGAACUGGAGAAGCUGCAUUGUCUGAGAGAGACAAAGUGUAACUAAGUCCCAGUGUUUCCUGGGUUUCUGUUUCUUGGAGCUUUUGUGAGUUCCAUUGAGUGAUUUUCUAAUAACUCACCUACCUACCUUGAGUGAGUCUCUAUUCCUUGCAACUAAAAUAAAAUUGAUUAAAUGGAUCUUCACUAUGCCCUAGCCCAGACAUUCCUUAGCUACUGGACUUACUGAGGGAAUAUACUGAAAAGAGCAAUGGACUGGGACUCAGUAGACCUCAGUUCUGGUCUCAGCCCAGCCACUCGUCACUGUGUGGCUUCACCUAUCUGGAGCUCCGUUCUUCACUUGCAUAUGGAUGCAAUGAUUUAUGAUGGUUCCUGUGGUCCUUAAAACUAAAGCUUUA
Molecule: messenger RNA, 3277 nt
Organism: Manis pentadactyla (Chinese pangolin)
Lineage: Eukaryota; Metazoa; Chordata; Mammalia; Pholidota; Manidae
Product: histone H2B type 2-F
Exons: 2
Coding region: 786-1214 (142 amino acids)
Cellular component (GO): nucleosome
Molecular function (GO): structural constituent of chromatin; DNA binding; protein heterodimerization activity
Source: RefSeq, a predicted model, not a curated record